AUGAUGAUGUUGUGGGGGAGGGUGGGUGGAGAGCGGCCCUCUCGGGGAGGGGGAGGUCAGCUGAGCCUUCGAUAUCGAGAGGAAUCGACCACAUCAAGAACACAGCUAUGGGACCAGCAGAGGGCGUCGCAGAAAGCCUUCCUGGUUCCCUCGGCCUGGGGCUGUCGGGCUCUCCCUGCAGCAGCUCCGCAGCAGCUCCGUCUCGUCUCCGUGGUGGGGUUCUCUCUGCUGCAGCGGCUCCCGAGGUCUCCGUCCCCUCAGCCUGAGGGUCGCACGGCCAUAUUCAGCAAGAGCUCGUGCACCGUCCAGGUCAAGUUAGAGCUGGGACACCGCGCCCAGCUGCGCAAGAAGCCCACCACGGAGGGCUUCACCCACGACUGGAUGGUGUUCGUCCGCGGCCCCGAGCAGUGCGACAUCCAGCACUUCGUGGAGAAGGUGGUCUUCUGGCUGCAUGACAGCUUCCCCAAGCCCAGACGCGUGUGCAAGGAGCCCCCUUACAAAGUGGAGGAGUCGGGGUACGCCGGCUUCAUCAUGCCCAUCGAGGUGCACUUCAAAAACAAGGAGGAGCCGCGGAAGGUCUGCUUCAGCUACGACCUGUUCCUGAACCUGGAGGGGAACCCGCCCGUGAACCACCUGCGCUGCGAGAAGCUCACCUUCAACAACCCCACCUCCGAGUUCCGCUUCAAGCUCCUGAGGGCUGGCGGGGUGAUGGUAAUGCCCGAAGGAGCAGAGUCGGUGUCCAGGCCCAGCCCCGACUACCCCAUGUUACCCACAAUUCCACUCUCUGCCUUCUCUGACCCCAAGAAGACCAAACCGUCCCACGGCUCCAAGGACGCCAACAAGGAGAGCGGCAAGGCCCCCAAGCCGCACAAGGCCGCCAAAGAGCACCGCGAGCGGCCACGCAAGGACUCGGAGAGCAGGGCCUCCUCCCGGGAGCUGGAGCGCGAGCCCGCCAGGGGCCCCAAGGAGGCCGCACGCAAGCUGGGCGAGGGCCGGCUGCCCAAGGAGGAGAGGGCGCCGCCGCCCAAGGCCGCCUUCAAGGAGCCCAAGAUGGCCCUGAAGGAGCCCAAGCUGGAGGGCACGUCGCCCAAGGGCGGCCCCCCGCCCCCGCCCAAGAGCUCCGGCAAGCGGCCGGCACCGGCUGACUCGCCCAAGCCCAGCGCCAAGAAGCAGAAGAAGAGCAGCUCCAAGGGGUCCCGGGGCGCCCCGGGCACCUCGCCCCGCACCUCAUCCUUCCCGGACAAGAAGCCGGCCAAGGACAGGAGCAGCUGCAAGGGCGAGAAGGCCAAGGCCGACAGCGAGCCCCGGGAGGCGCGGAGGGCCCUGGAGGUGGAGGAGCCCCGCUCGGAGGACGAGGCCUCCUUCAAGUCCGAGUCCGCACAGUCGAGCCCGUCCAGCUCCAGCUCGGACUCCAGCUCAGACUCCGACUUCGAGCCGUCCCAGAACCACAGUCAAGGGCCCCUGCGCUCCAUGGUGGAGGACCUGCAGUCCGAGGAGUCUGACGAGGAAGACUCUUCUUCAGGCGAGGAGGCCGCGGUCAAGACCAACCCGGGCCGGGAUUCCAGAUUGAGCUUCAGCGACAGCGAGAGCGAUAACAGCGCCGACUCCUGCCUGCCUGGCCGCGAGCCCCCGCCCUCCCAGAAGCCGCCCCCACCCAACAGCCAGGCCUCAGGCCGGAGGAGCCCCGAGUCCUGCAGCAAGCCCGAGAAGAUCCUCAAGAAGGGGACCUACGACAAGAUCGUCAACCUGAUCGAGGAAACCGGCCACUUCAACGUCACCAACACCACCUUCGACUUCGACCUCUUCUCCCUGGACGAGACCACCGUGCGCAAGCUGCAGAGCUACCUGGAGGCCGUGGCCACAUGACCCUGGGCGCC
This is a messenger RNA of Tupaia belangeri chinensis (Chinese tree shrew), 1877 nucleotides long. It is a transcript of the gene MLLT1, whose product is annotated as MLLT1 super elongation complex subunit. NCBI's taxonomy places the organism in Eukaryota, Metazoa, Chordata, Mammalia, Scandentia, Tupaiidae. The record is from RefSeq and is a predicted model, not a curated record. Gene Ontology annotation, molecular function: chromatin binding. Gene Ontology annotation, biological process: positive regulation of DNA-templated transcription. Gene Ontology annotation, cellular component: transcription elongation factor complex.